CAGCCCCACGAUGGAAAGGGGCUACGGCGCGCUGUCUACGUCAUUCGCGGCGCGCCGCUUACGUCACCCCGGAGCGCCCGUUUCUCGCUCGCGGUGAAGCCUGUGGCCCGGGGCUGGGCGGAGGAGCGGAGAUGUGGCGUCGGACGUUCCGAGCGACGCUGCGGGCAGGGCUGGGCCCCGGCGCGACGGGUGCGGUAGCGGGGGCGCCGGGAGCACGAGUCGGGAGCUGCCGGUUUGCAGGGAGUGACUCGGAGAAGGCCGCGGGCCCCAGCCCAGGCGGCCGCGUGAGCGCCGAGCUGAUCGAGCACCUGGAGCGCCUGGCCUUGGUGGAUUUCCGAAACCGCGAGGGCGUGGCGCGGCUGCAGGCGGCCAUCGAGUUUGCGGGGCAGCUCCGCGCCGUGGACACGGACGGCGUGGAGCCCAUGGAGUCGGUGCUGGAAGACCGGUGCCUGUACCUGAGAGCGGAUGAGGUGGUAGAAGGCAGCUGUGCGGAAGACCUGCUACAGAACUCUCAGCAGACUGUCGAGGAGUAUUUUGUGGCCCCCCUAGGUAGAUGCUACACUGAGGUAACAUCACUCUGCCAAAACAAAGUGAACAACAUCCAGUCCUGAAGAGUUAAAUGAUGCUCUGAGGAAUGGUGCUCACAACAGGAAACAGUGUGGAGGACACUUGGGAAAGACAAAGCUGAAAAAGCUCCCGUGAACUUCCUCCACAUAAUUGGGCCCUGACCCUUUUUCUCCUUUCCCCCUGCUCUCUCCAGAAGACUGGGUGAAGAUGGAGAACUCUCAAGUGAGCUCCUGUUGCCUCUAACAGAAGUCAAGGAAGGGUACUGUGGACUUGGAGAAAAGCUUCCCAGGAAUGAAUGGAGUAUUCACUUAAUACCUGAGUCACAUGCUGGAAGUGUCCUGUGGUUAACUUGUAAAAUCACCUUUGGUUCAGUUUCUGGCACACGAUUAAAUAGAGUAAGUUUCUAACCAAA
Molecule: messenger RNA, 979 nt
Organism: Phascolarctos cinereus (koala)
Lineage: Eukaryota; Metazoa; Chordata; Mammalia; Diprotodontia; Phascolarctidae
Source: RefSeq, a predicted model, not a curated record